Messenger RNA from Diaporthe batatas, 936 nucleotides. RefSeq lists its product as uncharacterized. The transcript has a single exon. The record is from RefSeq and is a predicted model, not a curated record. Lineage: Eukaryota; Fungi; Ascomycota; Sordariomycetes; Diaporthales; Diaporthaceae. Bases 1 to 936 code for a protein of 311 amino acids.
AUGGCCUCUUCAACCAGGCCCACACUCCUCUUCCUUCAUGGUGGCUGGCACGUCCCUCAGAGCUACCACAAGCUCACCGACGCCCUUCGUGCUGCCGGCUUCGAGGUGCAUAACCCUCGGUAUCUGUCCAUGAACCAGAGCCGGCCUCCAAAUGCCGACUUGAGCUCUGAUACCGAUCUUAUUCGGUCGUAUGCCACCAGCCUUGUUGAAGCCGGCAGGACCGUGGCAGUCUUGAUGCACAGCUACGGUGGUCAGGUCGGCACAAACGCGCUUCAUGGGCUGAGCAAGAAAGCCGGUGCCGCCAAAGGGCAGCAGGGAGGUAUUUCCCACCUGAUCUAUAUGGCUGCAUUCGCCUUGCCAGAGGGCAAGAGCAUGAUGGACAAAGUAGAAGAAUUUGGGCACAUGGAUCGGAUCCCCGUGGCUUUCGGCUUCGACGAGGACCAGAGCUGUGUGGCCAACUACCCCAAGGAGGGCCUCAUUGGGGAGCCAUAUGUCAAUGAGCUUGAUCCGAAGGAGCUUGAGGAAUAUGUUGGCAGCCUAGUUCGUUGGAAUGGGAAGUGCAUGUACCUGCCCAUUGAGAACACCCCUGCCUGGCGCGACGAGGCUGGUAUCUUCUACAUUUACACAGCUGGUGACGUUACGGUUCCUGUGGACUACCAGAAGAACAUGGUCGAGCAUUUGGAGAAGGAGGGCAAGACUGUGGAGACGGUUGAAUUGCAAACUGGUCAUUCCCCUAGCCUGACGGCGACACAGGAGGUGGUUGACGCAGUUCAAAUGUUGUCAAGUUCACCGCACACUGAGUGGAGGGCUCGGUCAAAUUCUUGUUUCUGGGUGAGCAGCAUAGGGUCGCCUUGUGUUCCCCAACAAACAUCACGUAGUUUUGUUGCCGCACGUUUGUCACACACCCGUGAUACUUGCAGUGGUCUAUGCCUUUGA